Messenger RNA from Styela clava, 2630 nucleotides. RefSeq names its product ras-like GTP-binding protein RHO. Gene Ontology annotation, molecular function: GTPase activity; GTP binding. The record is from RefSeq and is a predicted model, not a curated record. Lineage: Eukaryota; Metazoa; Chordata; Ascidiacea; Stolidobranchia; Styelidae. Gene Ontology annotation, biological process: small GTPase-mediated signal transduction.
UCUUUAAUUUAUCUAACAGAAGGUAGGCAGAUUUAAUCUUUGGUUUGAUCUUUACUCGACGAGGCGCAUGUUAAAGCAAGGGGAAGAAGAUCUGUGGCAUCAUUACCUCAGGUGAUAUGGGAUACGAAGCGAAUGGAUAUAGAAAAAGUGUUGAUAAAAAUACUCCAAUAAAAAUGAACGGACGAAUAAACUCUGGUGAAGUUCCACGUUCGAAAGUUGUUAUAGUCGGUGAUGGAGGAAGUGGGAAAACGUCUUUACUAAUUGUUUUCACGCAGGGAGAGUUUCCAGAGGAAUACGUACCGACGGUUUUUGAGAACUACACAGCAGAAACAAAAGUCGAAGAUCAACGAGUGCAUUUACUACUAUGGGAUACAGCAGGCCAAGAAGACUACGAUCGUCUGCGACCUCUUUCAUAUGACCGUGCUGACGUAAUCAUAAUGUGUUAUGACGUUAUGAGCAUUUCAAGUUUUGAAAAUAUUUCUAUUCGAUGGGCUCCAGAAAUACGUCAUUUUUGUCCUGGCGUUCCCGCAAUUCUCGUAGGUUGUAAGACAGACUUAAGACGUGACGUAGAUUUGGAGCAGAGCUUAAAACAACAGGGCAGAGAAAUCAUAACGACUGAAAAAGGGCAGAAGCUUGCAAAAGAUAUCGGAGUUAAUAACUUUCUGGAAUGUUCAGCAAAAACGACAGACAAUGUCGAUAACGUUUUUCGAGUUGUGUCAAGACUUGCGGUCGGACUUGACACGAACAAUAACUCUGGGAAAUCUCCUGUUCUAUUCAAUAAUUGCUCCAAUUGUAAUAUAUUAUGAAGAUGCGGGAAGAUCAGAUGCGAUGUAGCGUACUUGCUAUAAAACAUGCCUAUAAUUACCGUUCACACUUAAGCCGGGCUUCGAAAUAUUUAGGGUCUGGAUUGAACUGAAUUGUAAAAGCUUUUAAAGCAGAAUCAAUAUGUAUGCCAAGAUGCCAAGAAAUGAAACAAACCCCAAAAUAAAUAAUUCUGAAAAUAAUGAGCUGUAUAGAAGGAGAGAGCAAAAUAAAGCAACGACACCUAACAGAAUAUAUUUAUCCAUUCAUAUAGAAAAUUAAAUUGAAAAACAAUUAGAUGUUUCACGGCCCUUCGAUAUCUGUUGCGUUAGUACCAGCCCCAUUCUUAUUGCGAUGGACAAUAAAACCAUUGUUACAAGCUAUAAUAAUAAUAAAAAAGAUAUAAUUGAAGUCGAAAUACUUUGCUGCGGUAACGACUGAAUGUUCCUAUCGCGUUUUAGAAAAUUUGACAUCACACUUUUUCAUUUUUACAUCUAGUACACUGUUGAAAAGUCGUGAAAAAAAUAAUUAAACACGAGUUUUCUUAUCAAUAAGUACUGGUCGUUUGGCUAAAAUCCACCUGCUUCUCUCUAUUCAAGUAUAACGCUUAAUAUAAUCAUAAAAGUGACCAGUGUCAUUUACCCGUGACCAGUGAUACUUACUGAUAAAUGACAUCAUAUUCAAUUAUUUUUUGCAGUGCACUAGAACUGAAUUUCGCAAUUGUAUUGAUUUUGUCUAUUUUCAGUUUUAUAUAAGUUCUUAGGAAAACGGUUUCGAUUUCUAACACGACUGUUUAAUUGAUCUUGAGUCUAAAUGCUUAACGUUCAUACGAGCUGUUGAUUGCAAUUUUUCAUAGGCUGUAUAUGUAUAUAAAACUCUUCAGGUACACACGUAUAUAUUGAUCAGUUGUACUGAUUGUGUCAGUGUCGGGAUACAAAGACAGACUGAUGCUCGCACAAUUGCUUGCUGAUGAAGUUUCUUACUUUAAAUAAUAAAUUCGUUUCUAUUUAAGUAGUACAAUGUACCAUGAGUUGGAUAUUAAAUCCUAAUACAAUAUUAAACAAUAGUCGACCCUUGCCAUUGAAUAUAAAUAUGUCUGCAAUUUCGUGUUUUGUGCAUUCAUCGAAAUUAUUCUGCAAUAUUUUUUAAGACUCGCAUUACAUUCACAUAACCAGGGACGAAUAAAUGAAAAACUGUAUAGUUUUAUACGAUCCUGUAUUUAAAUCUUAUACUCAGUUGGUUGGUUAGUUGUGUGAACAUGCUUAUGAUAAUUUGCAACUGCUAUAUUUUGGAGAUUUUCUCAGUUCACUCAGUGAUUUAUAACAUUUUUUAACAGAAAAAUCACGUUUUAAAUAGCUGAGCGACUAAGUCCCACGACUAUAUUGGAAUAUCAAACAGACUGUCCAAUUUAUCAAAUUUGAAAACACAGUUCACAGAUAUUUUGAUCGAAUAUAAAUUCUUGGCAGUAAUUAAAAUCUGUUUAGAUCGGUAGUAAAUUUAAAACACGUGUCCAUUUGAUAACGCGGCUAACGGUUCAACUAGAAAAAAGUUUAUUAAAAUCAAUGUUUUAAUAUUUGAAAAUUACAAUAUUUUGAUUGGAAAUUUGGCCGUAAAAAGUACAAAUCCGUUUUGUAUAUCAUAAGAAUUAAAAUUGGUCUUUAUUCUGCUUUUUCUCUCUUCCAUGCAUUUUAACUACUAUUGUAUUUAUAAAUGGCAGUCUGCAAUUUAUUUUGAGUUCUAUUUCUUCUAUUUAUGUUCCAAAUAAACUAUCAUUACAAUAACGCCAUGCAAUUUUUACGUUGUGGCUUAUAUUGUAAUGUCACUGCUAA